AUGGGGAAGGAAAUGGAAGGUGGAAAGCGUAACAAUGUUGAGCUAUUUUUCUUAGCCACUCUCAUAUUCUGGCUUACCUCCGUUUGUUUCCAGAUAGUUCUCACAAACCGAACCCAGCUUCUCUACAUCAUCGCCGGUUCCUUCUUCUACCAGACUUCUAACUCUCUCAUCCGUUUCUUCUCCUCCAAUGACCCUCUCUUUGUUAACACCUCAGUUUCCCUUCUUCAUUCCAUCGUUACCUCUACUUCAGUGGUCUUCAUCUUGUCCACACAGUGGUUAAAUAAUGGGUUGAGCGCAAUGUUUGAUCACUCGCAGUUGGUUGAAGGUACUUGGUCAUGGGCAUUUGAAGCAUUGUCUUUUUCCUGUGGUUACUUUGCAUAUGAUCAAUGGGAUAUGCUUCAUUACCGCUUAUAUAGUGGUUGGAUCCCUUCUAUUCUUGUGCAUCAUCUGGUUCUCCUUAUUUGCUUCACUCUUGCUUUGUAUCGAAAUGUCACUAUCAACUACCUUAUUCUUACUCUUAUCUGCGAGCUGCAUUCCGUCUUUCUACAUGUGAGAAAGGUGCGUGUCCCACAUUCUCAUCACGGGAUGAAUUUUCUGAACAUUGGUCUUGGCAUUGAUCUCUUUAAAGCUUUUAAGAGAGAGAGGAAGUCUCAGCAAGCUAAUCGACAUCAACAUCGUGAAUGA
This is a messenger RNA of Vicia faba (fava bean), 684 nucleotides long. The record is from the annotation of a GenBank genome assembly. NCBI's taxonomy places the organism in Eukaryota, Viridiplantae, Streptophyta, Magnoliopsida, Fabales, Fabaceae.